This is a messenger RNA of Tetrahymena thermophila SB210, 312 nucleotides long. RefSeq names its product transmembrane protein, putative. The transcript has 2 exons. Lineage: Eukaryota; Ciliophora; Oligohymenophorea; Hymenostomatida; Tetrahymenidae. The record is from RefSeq and is a predicted model, not a curated record.
AUGUGUUUACUAAAAGAUUCAAUUAAAGACAGAUAAUCAGUGUUUAUCUUUACAAAUUCCCAAUAAUAUGUUUGCUUCUUAUAUUCUGAGUAUAGUAAACCGUAUGAUAGCCUAACUGAGCAAUAGUUAAGAAUUCUAACUUUCUUCUUUAGUACAAUAAUCCCAAUUAAAGGAAUUAUUAUUGCCCAUAUCAAAAAUAAAGGUAAAAAUAAGAUUAAUAUAUAAGAGUAGUAUUCCAUAGUGUAGCAUUUUAAAGUAACAUCUGCAGUUAGAUACUAAAUUCCUCCAAUAUCUCUACAAGAUAUAAUCUGA